CUCUGAGCCCUGCUGGCAGAACGAACCAUCUUUAGAGAAUUAAAGGACUUCCUUGGGCUCUGAAUAGUAAGUGUUUGGAGCACCGAAAGAAGUGUCUCACCUUUAGCCAUAGAGAUAUAUAUUUAGCUCUGAGGGCAGACUGUGGAAUUGGAGGCCUAGAAAGAUUGUUUAUAAACACCCACUCCUGUGGCUCAGUUUUGCAGCAGAACGUCAGGCUGAACAUAGAGAGCCAGGCUAUGAGCGUGCAAGAAAGAGGGUUCACAUCAAGCUGACCUCCACAUGGAGCCCUGGCUGGUGAUGCUGCUCUUUUUACAGGCAGUUUGGAAUGGCGUCCUUGGGAAAACCCAUUCUUUGCACAAAAGAGGAAUCCUUGAGUUAGCAGGAACCAUAAAAUGUAGCACAGGACGAAUUCCUUUGGCAUAUCUGGGUUAUGGAUGCUACUGUGGCCUGGGAGGACAUGGCUGGCCUAAAGAUAAAACAGACUGGUGCUGCCAUGGUCAUGACUGCUGCUAUGGCUUUGCAGAAGAGCAAGGAUGCAAUCCCAAGACAACUAGGUACAGAUGGAGCUGUAGGCGCAACACUGUGGUAUGUGAUACAGUACUAGACAGAUGUCAACAAAUAGUGUGCCAAUGCGACAGAGAAGCAGCUGAAUGUUUGCGAUCUGCUGUUUUUAACCGACGCUAUAUUCUCUGGCCAAAUUUUUUGUGUAGCCAAACUCAUCCCAUGUGUACUUAUAAUGUUAAUGAGAAUGGUAAGGGGUGUAAAAAGAUUUUUAAAAAUUAAUGUGGAACUUU
This is a messenger RNA of Heteronotia binoei (common prickly gecko), 794 nucleotides long. RefSeq names its product group 10 secretory phospholipase A2-like. Lineage: Eukaryota; Metazoa; Chordata; Lepidosauria; Squamata; Gekkonidae. Gene Ontology annotation, biological process: phospholipid metabolic process; arachidonate secretion; lipid catabolic process. The record is from RefSeq and is a predicted model, not a curated record. Bases 280 to 783 code for a protein of 167 amino acids. Gene Ontology annotation, molecular function: phospholipid binding; calcium ion binding. The transcript has 4 exons.